Molecule: messenger RNA, 972 nt
Organism: Haplochromis burtoni (Burton's mouthbrooder)
Lineage: Eukaryota; Metazoa; Chordata; Actinopteri; Cichliformes; Cichlidae
Exons: 2
Molecular function (GO): protein dimerization activity
Source: RefSeq, a predicted model, not a curated record
ACAGUUUAGCCUCCCUCCACACUACAGAUGUGCAUCGCACACAAUUAACUUGAUUUCAACAAGCAAUGUUGACAAACAUCUAAAUUCCUGUGCAGACACCAAGGCUGUAUAUAGGAGUAGCAUUGCAAAAUGUUCUGCUCUUUGGACUAAAGCAAGUCAAUCAACAUUAGCCUCUGAACAGGUGGAGGAAGUCAGUCGGAGGAAACUAAUGGUACCGACAUCCACAAGGUGGAAUUCCCUGUAUGAGGCCAUUUCUAGAAUCAUCACAAUUCCCUUGAAUGAACUUAAUCCCCUGUGUGUAAAACUGGGAAUCAAGUGCCUUAAUGAAAGGGAGUACCAGUUCUUGAAAGAGUACUGUACUGUGAUGAAGCCCCUGACAGUGGCUCUGGACAUCUUACAAGGGGAUGAGUGCACCUACGGGGCUUUACUGCCAACACUCACAAGCCUGAUGUCAAAGACGCUUGCCCUGAAAGAUGACCUCUCUAGAAUGACAGCCAGCCUUCCAGAUGUCAUUGUAAAGGCCAUCAAGACUCGUUUUGAUGCUGUUCUGGACAGCCAAGAAGGACUUCUCGCAGUGGCCACUUGUCCCAAGUUUAAACUUCGUUGGCUGAGAGAUGAGCGUAGGAGAGAGUAUGUGAAGGAGCUCCUGAUAACAGAGUGUCGUAAAGCUGCUCCUGCAACUGAGAACACUAAUGUGUCCCAAAUCCCAGCCAGCCCAGCCGAAAUGGACUUUUUUGAAUUUCAGAAUCAGCCCACAGAAAGCUUCUCAGCAGAAAAAGAAGUAACUGACUUUUUAAGGUCAGGCUAUGAGCUUGAGAUUCUGAAUCAGUUCCCAAAUCUCAAAAAGAUGUACAUGAAAUACAACAGUCCAACUCCAUCCAGUGCACCAGUGGAACGGCUGUUCAGUUUAGGUGGAUUGGUGCUUUCCCCAAAAAGGAACAGAAUGUCUGAUAGAAGGUUUGAGAAGCUUCU